Spea bombifrons (plains spadefoot toad) is the source of this 3602-nucleotide messenger RNA. It is a transcript of the gene PTK2, whose product is annotated as protein tyrosine kinase 2. Gene Ontology annotation, biological process: protein phosphorylation; signal complex assembly. Gene Ontology annotation, molecular function: ATP binding; protein tyrosine kinase activity. The transcript is spliced from 32 exons. Gene Ontology annotation, cellular component: focal adhesion; cytoskeleton. NCBI's taxonomy places the organism in Eukaryota, Metazoa, Chordata, Amphibia, Anura, Pelobatidae. The record is from RefSeq and is a predicted model, not a curated record. Bases 137 to 3448 code for a protein of 1103 amino acids.
CUUGCCAGGAGCCAUGCAGGGAGGCUCGCUAGCCCGGCCGGUGCCUGCGGCUCGCAGGCGGUGAGCUCCCUGCCCCCGAGCGCUGAAUCGGGACAUUGUAUCCGGGAGGCUGGCUUGAAUUCACAAGGCUGGGUGUAUGUUGUUGGAAGCGGCGGGCCGUCUGGGGCCGGAGCCGGCAGGUGCUGUCAUCUAUAUGGAGAAGAGCCGAUGCAGCCCGUUUCCGAUCUGCUGGGCGAAAGAAUAUGACAGACACUUAGCAUCCAGCAAGAACAUGGCCGCGGCGUACCUGGACCCGAACCUGAACCAUACCCCGAGCUCCAACGCCAAGUCCCGCCUGAGCACCGGCAUGGAGCGCUCGCCGGGCGCCAUAGAGCGCGUGCUCAAGGUCUUCCAUUACUUCGAGAGCAACAGCGAACCGGCCACCUGGGCCAGCAACAUCCGCCACGGGGAUGCCACAGACGUCAGGGGUAUAAUCCAGAAGAUCGUUGAUAGCCACAAAGUGAAGAGCGUCGCGUCCUAUGGGUUACGGCUCAGUCACCUGCGCUCUGAGGAAGUUCAUUGGCUGCACCUGGAUAUGGGCGUGUCCCACGUCAGAGAGAAGUACGAGCAGGCCCACCCACCAGAGGAGUGGAAGUACGAGCUCAGAAUUCGUUAUUUGCCCAAAGGAUUCUUAAACCAGUUCACGGAGGACAAGCCGACGCUGAACUUCUUUUACCAGCAGGUGAAAAACGACUACAUGACGGAAAUAGCGGAUCAGGUGGAUCAGGAGAUCGCUCUGAAGCUCGGAUGCCUUGAAAUUCGGAGGUCGUAUGGAGAGAUGAGAGGGAACGCGCUGGAAAAGAAGUCCAACUACGAGGUGUUAGAGAAAGACGUCGGCCUGAGGAGGUUCUUCCCAAAAAGUCUGCUGGAUUCUGUUAAGGCGAAGACGCUGAGGAAGCUCAUCCAGCAGACCUUCCGCCAGUUCGCCAACCUGAACAGGGAAGAGAGCAUCGUGAAGUUCUUCGAGAUCCUCUCCCCGGUCUACCGAUUCGACAAGGAGUGCUUCAAGUGUGCGCUCGGAUCCAGCUGGGUUAUUUCUGUGGAGCUAGCGAUCGGCCCGGAAGAAGGAAUCAGCUACCUUACAGACAAAGGCUCUAACCCGACCCACUUGGCAGACUUCACUCAGGUACAGACCAUUCAGUAUUCGAGCAGCGAAGACAAGGACCGCAAGGGGACGUUACAGCUGAAGAUCGCUGGCGCCCCCGAGCCGCUGACUGUGACAGCCUCUUCCUUCACCAUCGUGGAGAAUAUGGCAGACCUGAUCGAUGGAUACUGCCGGCUCGUCAGCGGAGCCUCCGAAUCCUUCAUCAUCCGACCCCAAAAAGAAGGAGAGCGAGCUUUACCGUCUAUUCCAAAGCUGGCCAACAACGAGAAGCAUGGCGUCCGGGCGCACACCGUCUCCGUGUCCGAGGAGUUUAGUGAGGACGAAACCGACGACUACGCGGAGAUCAUAGAUGAGGAAGAUACGUACACGAUGCCCUCCACCGGUGAUUACGAGAUCCAGAGGGACCGGAUCGAGUUGGGCCGCUGUAUCGGUGAAGGGCAGUUCGGAGAUGUGCACCAAGGAGUUUACAUGAGUCCGGAGAAUCCGGCCAUGGCCGUCGCGAUCAAAACGUGUAAGAACUGCACAUCCGACAGCGUGAGGGAGAAGUUCCUGCAAGAGGCCUUAACGAUGCGCCAGUUUGACCAUCCGCACAUCGUGAAAUUAAUCGGCGUUAUCACGGAGAACCCCGUCUGGAUCAUCAUGGAGCUCUGCACCCUGGGAGAGUUGCGAUCGUUCUUACAAGUGAGGAAAUACAGCUUGGACCUGGCGUCUCUCAUCCUGUACGCGUACCAGCUCAGCACGGCCCUCGCCUACCUGGAGAGCAAAAGAUUUGUACAUAGGGAUAUCGCUGCUAGAAACGUCUUGGUUUCUUCCUCUGACUGCGUGAAAUUAGGAGACUUCGGGCUGUCGCGCUAUAUGGAAGACAGUACUUACUACAAAGCUUCCAAAGGGAAAUUACCCAUUAAGUGGAUGGCUCCGGAAUCCAUUAACUUCCGCCGUUUUACCUCCGCCAGCGACGUCUGGAUGUUCGGUGUGUGCAUGUGGGAGAUUUUAAUGUAUGGAGUGAAGCCUUUUCAAGGUGUGAAGAACAAUGACGUGAUCGGCCGGAUUGAGAACGGCGAACGCUUGCCUAUGCCCCCCAACUGCCCCCCCACACUCUAUAGCCUUAUGACCAAGUGCUGGGCCUACGACCCCAGCCGGAGGCCGCGCUUCACGGAGCUCAAAGCACAACUCAGUACAAUUUUGGAGGAAGAGAAGCUGCAGCAGGAGGAGCGGAUGAGGAUGGAGUCCCGGCGGCAGGUCACCGUGUCCUGGGAUUCAGGAGGGUCUGAUGAAGCCCCUCCAAAGCCCAGCAGACCGGGAUACCCCAGCCCGAGGUCCAGCGAAGGCUUCUUCCCCAGCCCUCAACAUCUGGUGCAGCCCAACCACUACCAGGUGUCUUCGUAUCCAAUGUCCCACGUGAUCGCUCCCAUGCCCGGCAGCCUGUACCCCGGCCAGGCGACCAUACUGGACCAUCACGACUCGUGGAACCACCGGACGCAGGACAUCACUAUGUGGCAGCCCAGCCUGGAGGAUUCGGGGCCUUUGGACAUGAGGGGCAUAGGCCAAGGUUUACCCGCGCACUUAAUGGAGGAGCGCUUAAUAAGACAGCAGCAAGAAAUGGAGGAGGAUCAGCGCUGGCUUGAAAAAGAAGAGAGGUUUUUGAAACCCGACGUCCGGCUUUCCCGGGGCAGCAUUGACCACGCCGACGGGGGCAUUCCCUGCCCGGCCGGGAACCAGCACAUUUAUCAACCCGUUGGGAAGCCAGAACACACAGCUCCGCCAAAGAAGCCGCCUCGGCCCGGCGCUCCCAGCCACCUCGGGAAUUUGGCCGGUUUGAACAGUCCGGUGGAAAGCUAUAACGAAGGCGUCAAGCUUCAACCACAAGAAAUAAGUCCGCCGCCGACCGCCAAUCUCGAUCGCACCAACGACAAGGUGUACGAGAACGUGACCGGCCUGGUGAAAGCGGUGAUCGAGAUGUCGAGCAGAAUCCAGCCUGCGCCCCCCGAGGAGUACGUCCCGAUGGUGAAGGGAGUGGGUCUGGCGUUGAGGACGUUGCUGGCGACCGUUGAUGAAACCAUUCCGAUCCUCCCGGCCAGCACUCACAGAGAGAUCGAGAUGGCUCAGAAGCUGCUGAACUCGGAUCUGGCAGAACUGAUCAACAAGAUGAAGCUGGCGCAGCAGUACGUCAUGACGAGCCUCCAGCAGGAAUACAAAAAGCAAAUGCUGACUGCCGCGCACGCGCUGGCCGUGGACGCUAAAAACUUGCUAGAUGUCAUUGACCAAGCCAGGCUAAAGAUGAUUGGUCAGUCGAGGCCACAUUAAACACGGCGGCGGCCCAGCUCGUCCUAUUGCAAGUUUCCUUUGGGAAUUAAGUCUAGCCUUCCACCGGCAAACCCAGCAACAAGCGGGCAUCUCCUCCUCCAGCGCUGAUUGGUUCCUCCUCCAGCGCUGAUUGGUUCCUCCUCCAGCGCUGAUU